Messenger RNA from Perkinsus marinus ATCC 50983, 1569 nucleotides. RefSeq lists its product as hypothetical. The transcript is spliced from 10 exons. Lineage: Eukaryota; Perkinsozoa; Perkinsida; Perkinsidae. The record is from RefSeq and is a predicted model, not a curated record. Bases 1 to 1569 code for a protein of 522 amino acids.
AUGGUGACACCUAUUGAGAAAAGUGGCUCUCCUAUUGGGCGCUUUAUGGCUGAUCGUGGACAAGCCGUCCAUCCUAGAGACCUUCUAGAAUGGAUUGCGGAGCGAACUAGCUGUGGUGAAGUUGAAGGCUUUGCAGAUCUACAGGAUGGAGAGAUACUUCUUGAGAUGGUCCAGUCGGUAUGGCCAGACCUUUCCCCAUUGGGAACGACGACGUAUGAUGCUUGGGAAGGGAUCUCGCGGAUCGCCAAUGCAGCUGAUGUACCCAUGGGCAUCCUAGAUGCCGCAGCUCGAUGGUCCAAGGCGAGCAAAGAGGACCUGAAUGAUAAGGCAUUUGCCUCUGCUAUUUAUAACACACUUGCUGCACUCUACUUCCUCUGGAGUUUGUGUGAAUGCCACGAUUUCACGGCCAACUUUGCAAUCCCCAUCGACUCGUAUGUGGCCAAAUUCCUACAGUCGGACGCUUCCGUGCGGAGCUUGAUCAAGGGAGGGGCGCUGGCUGCUGAAGUGUCCGAGACUGCACAUAAAAAGGACGAUAUUGCCAAGACCAUCGAACCCGACAAUCCUUCCCGAGCUGAUCGUGGGAAGUCUCCACAUGCACCGCCGAAUGCGCCUACACCUCCAAAGAACCCACCGCCUGAUUCCAGCAAGGAACCGGAGAAAAAACAGCCGAAGGGCGUGCAGCAGAUGAAGAAAGAGAGUGCGCCGGCGCAGCGGCUGAGAGACUAUCAGAAUCGACAACAAGCAACUGUCGAUGGUCUUGCGAGGUUCGGGAAUAGAGAGUCGCUAUCUGUGAAGAGGCUCCAGCGGCAGCUAGAGAUGGAGAGAGAGAGCUACGCUGCGAUGGAAGAAGUAACGAAGCGGAGCUUAUGGACAGGAGCUACGUUCGCUCAUGAAGUGGAGCUCCUCAAGGAGGGCCACAAUGCAGCGCUAUGGGAGGCCGAGUCGGGCCUGGCAGAAGAUGCGGUUUUGAAAGCUAGAGUCAUGAAGGAUCAGGCGGGAAGCUUCCGCGACCGACCGCCUACCUUGAGAGAAUACACGGCUUUGGAAGAGGCUUUGUCGCGAAUGGAUGUAGCAAUGCGGAAACAGAAUGAACGCAUGCGAGCUCUCGAGGAAGAGAGACUCCAACUGGGAGAUCAAAUGCUACUGGGUUUAACAUCCCGUCACUCCAACACCACUGCACAGACAGUGCGGGAGAUGUAUGAGGCUGUGAUGUCGGGCAUGGACCGGAGACGUUCGGGCAGGGAACUGCCUAGCGCCGAUCGAGAGAUACUUCUGAAUUUGGAGAAGCUGAUAAACAGACUCGAAGAAGAGAGAAUACUUCUUGAACGUCGGUCUAGAGAUAUGGAAGCUCCGUGGAAGGUUUCGAGUCUGAGCGAUCUUCUUCUUCUUCUUCUCAAUCUUGGACGCGGCACGGCCAUUCUCUGGCCAUUUGCCGCCAACAUGAUCCCUUCUGUAGCCGCCCUUCUGCGGCUCGUUAGUCUCCGCUCCGUUGAGUUCCAUUUCGUCCCGUAUUUCUCCCAUACGGUCAUUCAAGAUGACUCACCCUCGGCGUUGGGCAGGCGGCAUUAG